CAACAGCAACUUUACUACCCCCCCGCGUCGUGGGACACGCGCACACUACACUUCAGGAACUGUUAGCACCGAUCAAAAGAAGGUGGCUCAGCUGUGCGCAGCCUAGACAAUGUCCGAAGAUUCUGACUCUAUAUCAGAGGAAGAAAGAAGUUUGUUCCGUCCGUUCACGCGGGAGUCCCUGGCAGCGAUCGAGGCUCGCAUUGCCGAGGAAGAGGCCAGGCAGAAAGAGCUUCAGCAGAAAAGAGCGGAAGGCGAGGGAGGUUAUGGACGGAAGAAAAAGAAAAAAGAAGUACGAUAUGACGACGAGGACGAGGACGAAGGUCCUCAGCCGGAUCCCUUAUUUGAGCAGGGAGCGUCGAUCCCGGUCCGACUGCACAACGAAUUUCCACCCGAGUUGGCCUCCACACCUCUCGAGGAUAUUGAUAGCUUCUACCACAAUCAAAGGACCUUCGUCGUCAUUAGCAGGGGAAAGGAUGUAUUCAGAUUCUCAGCGACGGACGCGAUGUGGAUGCUCGACCCGUUCAACCCUAUACGGCGUGUGGCCAUAUAUAUAUUGGUUCACCCGCUCUUCUCCCUUUUCAUCAUCACUACAAUAUUGGUUAACUGUGUACUCAUGAUCAUGCCCACCACGCCCACCAUCGAGUCCACCGAAGUGAUAUUUACGGGCAUCUACACAUUUGAGUCCGCCGUUAAGGUGAUGGCGAGGGGUUUCAUUCUGCAGCCUUUUACCUAUCUUAGAGAUGCAUGGAAUUGGCUCGACUUCGUAGUUAUAGCUUUAGCUUAUGUGACGAUGGGCAUAGAUCUAGGCAACCUUGCCGCUCUCAGGACAUUUCGAGUCCUCCGAGCCUUGAAGACUGUCGCUAUUGUACCAGGUCUGAAAACCAUUGUCGGCGCUGUGAUAGAAUCCGUGAAGAACCUGCGCGAUGUGAUAAUCCUGACGAUGUUCUCCCUCUCCGUCUUUGCGCUGAUGGGCCUUCAGAUUUACAUGGGGGUUCUCACGCAAAAGUGUAUAAAGAACUUUCCUGAGGACGGCUCCUGGGGUAAUCUCACCCAUGAGAGUUGGGCGCGAUUCAAUAAUAACGAAACUAAUUGGUACUUUGACGAAGCGAAAAAUAUACCUUUAUGCGGAAAUUCAUCGGGGGCGGGGCAGUGCCUUCCUGGAUACACGUGUUUACAAGGAUUCGGCGCUAAUCCGAAUUACGGUUACACGAGCUUCGAUACUUUUGGUUGGGCAUUGCUCUCCGCCUUUCGUCUCAUGACUCAGGAUUAUUGGGAGAAUCUGUAUCAAUUGGUGCUAAGAUCGGCCGGACCAUGGCACAUGCUCUUCUUCAUCGUGAUCAUCUUCCUCGGAUCCUUCUAUCUCGUCAACUUGAUCCUCGCUAUUGUCGCGAUGUCAUACGACGAGUUGCAGAAGAAGGCUGAAGAGGAAGAAGCCGCCGAGGAAGAAGCUAUGAGGGAAGCUCAGGAAGCUGCAAUAGCAAAGGAGAACAAACUCGCGGCGCGGGAAGCUGCGGCCGCUGCAGCAGCCGCUGCGGUAGACGCCGCCGCGGAGGCUGCGGAUCAGAUCGUCAAAUCCCCGUCGGAUUUCUCGUGUCACAGUUACGAGCUGUUCGUCGGUCAGGAAAAGGGCAAUGAUGACAACAAUAAGGAGAAGAUGAGCAUACGUUCGAUCGAGUCCAUCGGCGAUCAGAGGCACAUCAAGCAGAUCAACAACCACAGCGCUGCCAAUAAAGUGCGGAAAGUCAGCGCCGUCCCUCGCGCCGCUAAUGGCCAGUUUACUUAUGCCUACCAGGAAAGUCUGCGGAAGGCGAGCCUGAGCUUACCCGGCUCACCGUUCAAUCUGCGCCGCAGCAGCCGUGGCAGCCAUCAGUUUACGAUACGCAACGGCCGUGGUCGAUGUUUCCCACCGGGAGGCGACCGGAAGCCUCUCGUGCUGUCGACGUACUUGGACGCCCAGGAACACCUGCCCUAUGCCGACGACUCGAACGCGGUUACACCGAUGUCCGAGGAAAACGGCACGAUCGUGGUGCCGGUGUAUUAUGCGAAUCUCGGCUCGCGUCACUCGUCCUACACCUCGCACGCCUCGCGGCUCUCCUACACAUCUCACGGUGACCUGGCCUUCUCUGGUAUCCGCGGCAUCGACAGCAUCGGCAAGCAGAUCACCAAGCAAGAACAGAUUCUCAGGAAUAGAAACAACAAACAAACACCGGCCAAUGGCCACGUUACGGAUGCCAAUCAGAAAAAUUAUCAUUUCGAAGCUUCUGAUAUGGAAGAUCCCAUGGGUAAGAACAAGCCACAAGACAAUCCGUUUAUCGAGUUGCCGGCGCAACAGCAUACCGUAGUCGACAUGAAAGAUGUAAUGGUGCUGAACGACAUAAUCGAGCAAGCUGCCGGUCGCCGGAGUAAGACGCCAGAACAAGCAGACGACGAUGAAGAACCUACAUUCAAGGACAAGUUAGUGGCCGGAAUGUUUCGUUGUAUCGACAUCUUUUGCGUCUGGGAUUGCUGUUGGCUUUGGCUCGAGUUUCAAAAGUACGUGUCCCUGUUGGUCUUUGAUCCAUUCGUAGAGCUCUUCAUCACACUCUGUAUCGUCGUUAAUACGCUGUUCAUGGCAUUGGAUCACCACGACAUGGACAAAGAUAUGGAAAGAGUACUCAAAUCUGGUAAUUACUUCUUCACGGCGACAUUCGGCAUCGAAGCGACUAUGAAGCUAAUAGCGAUGAGCCCAAAAUAUUAUUUUCAAGAGGGCUGGAAUAUUUUCGAUUUUAUCAUCGUCGCUCUUUCGCUUGUGGAGUUGGGUCUCGAAGGCGUGCAAGGUCUGUCGGUAUUACGAUCUUUCAGAUUGUUGAGAGUGUUCAAGCUAGCUAAAUCGUGGCCUACGUUGAAUCUGCUCAUUUCCAUCAUGGGCAGAACGGUGGGCGCGUUGGGUAAUCUAACGUUCGUAUUGUGCAUCAUCAUCUUCAUCUUCGCCGUGAUGGGUAUGCAGCUCUUUGGCAAGAAUUACGUCGAUCACGUCGAUUACUUCCCGGACGGUGAUCUACCCAGAUGGAACUUCACUGACUUCAUGCACUCGUUUAUGAUCGUUUUUCGAGUGUUGUGCGGAGAAUGGAUCGAAUCUAUGUGGGAUUGCAUGUUGGUCGGUGACGUCUCCUGUAUACCCUUCUUCUUAGCUACCGUCGUCAUUGGUAACUUGGUCGUCCUGAAUCUCUUCUUAGCUCUGUUGCUCAGCAACUUCGGCUCAUCGAACCUGUCGGCCCCGACUGCGGACAACGACACGAACAAGAUUGCGGAGGCGAUCGAUCGAAUAGCGCGUUUCAUUAAGUGGAUCAAACGAAAUAUCCUUGCUUUUGCUAAGUUGAUGCGAGCCAAAUUCACCAAUCAGAUAUCCGAUCAGGCGCCAGGUGAGGGACCGUCCAACAGUUGGAAAGAAGAUGGGAUUGAUCGCGAUGGGGACCUAGAUCUUGCAGAUGGAGAGUUGGACGCAUAUAGAGAUAAGAAGAGCGCCAAAGAGCUUAAUCAGCUUGAAGUUGCCAUUGGUGACGGAAUGGAAUUUACUAUUCAUGGAGAUCUGAAGAAUAAACUGAAGAGGGGUAAGCUGUGCAUGAACAAUACGAAAGUUAUCGCGAAUUCAAUAAACCACCACGAUUAUAGACUGGACAACGAUUAUAUUAAUCAGAACGAAGAUGACACUAUCAGUAACAAAUCAUAUGGCAGUCACAAAAACCGCGCGUUUAAAGACGAAAGUCACAAAGGCAGUAUGGAUUCAUUAAACGGCGAAGAGAAGAAAGAUGCGAGCAAAGAAGAUUUAGAACAGGAAGAAGAUUUAGAAGACGAGGGUGAAGAAGAGGAAGAUCGACUCGAUGGCGAGAUAAUACAAGUGGACGAGGAUCCUAUUCAAUCGAGUUACCCGGCCGAUUGCUGUCCGGAAAAUUGCUACAAAAAGUUUCCAUUCCUGGCCGGCGACGAUGACGCUCCAUUUUGGCAAGGUUGGGCAAACCUGAGAUUCAAGACCUUCCGGCUGAUCGAAAACAAAUAUUUCGAGACUGCCGUCAUUACCAUGAUCCUUCUAAGUAGCUUGGCCUUGGCUUUAGAGGACGUUCAUCUUCAACAACGACCUGUCCUGCAGGACGUACUGUAUUACAUGGACCGAAUAUUUACUGUGAUCUUCUUCCUCGAGAUGUUGAUCAAGUGGCUGGCUCUAGGCUUUAAGAAGUACUUCACGAAUGCCUGGUGCUGGCUCGAUUUUAUCAUCGUCAUGCUAUCGCUCAUCAACUUGGGUGCUGUCUGGGCCGGUGCAGCUGACAUCCCGGCCUUCCGUUCCAUGAGAACACUGAGGGCUUUGAGACCUUUACGAGCAGUCUCACGGUGGGAGGGCAUGAGAGUAUCGCUCAUUAACUUCGUAGCGUCGCUCUGUGGCGCUGGCGGGAUUCAAGCCUUCAAAACAAUGCGGACCCUAAGGGCCCUAAGGCCGCUCAGGGCGAUGUCUAGAAUGCAGGGGAUGCGGGUAGUCGUUAAUGCCUUGGUCCAAGCCAUUCCAUCCAUCUUCAACGUAUUGCUGGUAUGCCUUAUUUUCUGGCUUAUAUUCGCUAUCAUGGGGGUGCAGCUGUUUGCUGGCAAAUAUUAUAAGUGUGUCGACGCGAACAAGACGACGCUCAGCUACGAGAUAAUACCGGAUCGUAACGCUUGCAAUACCGAGAAUUACACGUGGGAAAAUUCGCCGAUGAAUUUCGAUCACGUCGGGAAAGCGUAUCUGUGCCUAUUCCAAGUGGCGACUUUUAAAGGAUGGAUUCAAAUUAUGAACGAUGCGAUCGACUCUAGAGAAAUCGAUAAGCAACCAAUUCGCGAAACGAACAUUUACAUGUAUCUCUACUUCGUGUUUUUCAUUAUAUUUGGAUCGUUUUUUACCCUCAAUCUGUUUAUCGGAGUGAUCAUCGACAAUUUUAACGAGCAAAAGAAGAAAGCUGGCGGAUCCCUCGAGAUGUUCAUGACGGAAGAUCAAAAGAAAUAUUACAACGCCAUGAAGAAAAUGGGCAAUAAGAAGCCUCUAAAAGCCAUUCCUCGACCGAGGUGGCGGCCGCAGGCAAUAGUGUUUGAAAUAGUGACGGACAAAAAGUUCGAUAUGAUAAUCAUGUUGUUCAUCGGGCUGAACAUGCUCACGAUGACGAUGGACCAUUAUCAGCAGAGCGAAACCUUCGGCAAUGUUCUGGACUAUCUCAAUAUGAUAUUCAUUGUGAUAUUCACCAGCGAGUGUCUCAUGAAGAUCUUCGCUCUUCGCUACCACUAUUUCAAGGAGCCAUGGAAUCUCUUUGAUUUUGUUGUUGUUAUAUUGUCAAUAUUAGGUCUGGUGCUCAGCGACAUUAUUGAGAAAUAUUUCGUGUCGCCGACUUUGCUUCGUGUAGUAAGAGUGGCAAAAGUCGGUCGUGUGCUUCGACUCGUAAAAGGUGCCAAGGGUAUCCGAACCCUUCUCUUCGCCCUGGCGAUGUCGUUGCCAGCCCUCUUCAAUAUUUGCCUACUGCUGUUUUUGGUGAUGUUUAUCUUCGCGAUAUUCGGGAUGUCUUUCUUCAUGCACGUCAAAGACAAGAGCGGACUGGAUGACGUGUAUAAUUUCAAGACAUUUGGGCAGUCGAUGAUACUGCUGUUUCAGAUGUCAACCUCGGCCGGUUGGGACAGUGUUCUCGACGGUAUAAUAAAUGAGGAGGACUGCCAGGAGCCGAACAACGAGAUCGGCUACCCGGGCAACUGCGGAUCCUCGACGAUCGGGAUCGCUUACCUACUCUCGUAUCUCGUGAUCAGUUUCUUGAUUGUCAUCAACAUGUACAUCGCCGUGAUCCUCGAGAAUUACUCGCAGGCCACCGAGGACGUGCAGGAGGGUCUGACGGACGAUGACUACGACAUGUACUACGAGAUUUGGCAGCAGUUUGAUCCGGACGGCACGCAAUACAUCAGAUACGACCAGCUGUCAGACUUCUUAGAUGUAUUGGAGCCCCCGUUGCAGAUACAUAAGCCCAAUAAAUAUAAGAUCGUGUCGAUGGAUAUCCCCAUAUGUAAGGGAGACCUUAUGUUUUGCGUGGAUAUCCUCGAUGCCCUCACCAAGGACUUUUUCGCACGGAAGGGCAAUCCAAUCGAAGAGACGGGCGAUCUGGGCGAGGUCCAGGCUCGGCCCGACGAGGCCGGUUACGAGCCGGUCUCGUCCACUCUGUGGCGACAACGCGAGGAGUACUGUGCUCGUCUUAUACAGAACGCCUGGCGGAAGCACAAGCAGCAGCGUCUUGGCGGACCGAGCGAGGAGAGCGACGACCCGGAUACCGAUCUGUGCGUCCGGCAGACCAAGGUGCUCGUCGAGAGCGACGGCUACGUCACGAAGAACGGUCAUCGCGUCGUAAUACACAGCCGAUCGCCAAGCGUCACUUCGAGAACCGCGGACGUCUGAUCGCCAUCGUCGUCGUCGCCGCCGCCGCCGUUGCAGCUACCGUCGUCCCUAUCGCCCCCACC
Acromyrmex echinatior (Panamanian leafcutter ant) is the source of this 6492-nucleotide messenger RNA. RefSeq names its product sodium voltage-gated channel paralytic (gene para). Gene Ontology annotation, biological process: sodium ion transmembrane transport; neuronal action potential; membrane depolarization during action potential. Gene Ontology annotation, molecular function: calcium ion binding; voltage-gated sodium channel activity. The record is from RefSeq and is a predicted model, not a curated record. NCBI's taxonomy places the organism in Eukaryota, Metazoa, Arthropoda, Insecta, Hymenoptera, Formicidae. Gene Ontology annotation, cellular component: voltage-gated sodium channel complex; plasma membrane.